Molecule: messenger RNA, 702 nt
Organism: Ostrea edulis (European flat oyster)
Lineage: Eukaryota; Metazoa; Mollusca; Bivalvia; Ostreida; Ostreidae
Product: vesicle transport protein GOT1B-like
Exons: 7
Coding region: 159-581 (140 amino acids)
Biological process (GO): retrograde transport, endosome to Golgi; endoplasmic reticulum to Golgi vesicle-mediated transport
Cellular component (GO): membrane; endoplasmic reticulum
Source: RefSeq, a predicted model, not a curated record
AUCUUUUCUUAGACUCUUUUGUAUGUGAGAGCAAAAAAGUUGGUUUCGAGUCGUGGCGAAAACUCAGUCACAGUCACUGAGACAGGCAGCCUCAGAUGUGCUGUUUGAGGUCACAAGGAACUUUUCCUGCUGUUGAGAUCCAUUGCUAAACUGCCAAGAUGAUGCAAAUUACAGAUUUUCAAAAAAUUGGAGUCGGCUUAGCAGGUUUUGGUAUCGCAUUUCUGUUCCUCGGCGUGUUGUUUUUGUUUGACAAAGGAUUACUGGCAAUUGGAAAUAUACUUUUCAUAUGUGGAUUAGCAUUUGUGAUUGGACUGGAAAGAACUUUCAGAUUCUUUUUCCAAAGACAUAAAUUAAAAGCCACUGGUUUCUUUGUGGGUGGAAUGCUGAUCGUGUUGUUAGGAUGGCCCGUCAUUGGUAUGUGCGUGGAGAUGUACGGAUUUUUUCUCUUGUUUAGUGGCUUUUUCCCAGUUGCAGUUAAUUUUUUACGAAGAGUUCCAAUUAUAGGCAAUAUUUUGAAUUUACCAUACAUUCGGACGGCUGCAGACAAGUUAGCUGGAUCCAACUCCAUGGACAUGGCAUGAACAAAGCUGCUGCUGAAUGCUGCAGUACUAUUCGACCAACCAUUAAAAGUUCUAUAGAACACGUGUUUAUAAAUACAGCAUCUGUAAUUAGCAUCACCAAAUUAAAUUAUAUGAAGCUUUU